GGAGCAGAACGUUUAAAGAUGGCGGCCGUGGCAACGAGAAGGCGGUUUCCCUGAGAGGGGGCGGGAGGGAAGGGAAAUAAAAGAAGCUCCCGCGACGGAGGAGGAGGAGGAGAAGAAGAAAAAGGAAAAGAAAACAAAGAUAACGACGCCGGCGCGGCCCCUUCCUCCUACCCCGGCUGGUUUCUCCCCCCUCACUUUGGCUUUGGAGGUGGGGCGAGGAGAAAGCACAACCGCGAGCCCUCGAGCGAGGAGCGGCAGGGACUACUCCGGGCAUGGCCCAGGUUGAAAGAAGAAAAGGACACCUGCAUGCGGCCAGUGAAGAUGCUCUUUACUUCGACAUCAGCUAUUUAAGCUGAAUGCAUUGUGAUUUCCAGUAAUUGAGACAGUGGUUCUGAAAGCUGUCUACAUUAAUGAAAAGAACAAUGUAGUCAGCUUAAUUGAAUCAUCAGUGUUGCAUAUUGAAUAGAGCAUGACAAAUCCGAUCUUGAUGGACUUCUUCAUGUUAGGAGUAUAGAUCAAUAUACCUUUUAUUUAAAGCCUUGUUUUUUUGUAAGUUUUAAUUAUGGAGAAUUAUGAAAAUGCACCUCCCCUUCCAAAAGAGCCAGCAACAGAAGCGAAUGUGGAGAACCAUUCUUGUCCCCCACCACUGCCGCCUAAUGAACAGCCUCCACCACCUCCCCUGCAAACGUCCAGUGACGCAGAGGUAAUGGACGUUGGCUCUGGUGGUGAUGGACAGUCAGAUACCCCUGCUGGGGACGCACACACUGUCGGCAGAAUACAACUUCUCACAAAGGGAUCGUCAUGCUACAAAAGUCGUCUUAUCGUAGAUCCUAAUAGUGACCAAAGCCCAAGAACUGCUCGUCAUGCGCCGUCAGUUAGAAAGUUCGUCCCUGAUCUUAAGUUGCUUAAAGAUGUAAAGAUUAGUGUUAGCUUUACAGAGAGCUGCAAAAGUAAAGACAGAAAAGUUCUGUACACUGGAGCUGAGCAUGGUUAUGAGGCAGAUACAGAUUUAGGUAUUAAUAAUGUUAAUGGGGGUAUGCAUGCUUGUCCUCUGGGUGGGGGUAGUAAUGGUCAAGCUACACGAGUAGCUGGUGAAAAUGAUGACAAAAAGGAGGAUGAAAAUGAUGUAGAUCAGGAAAAGCGAGUUGAGUAUGCAGUUCUGGAUGAUUUAGAAGAUUUUACAGAAAAUUUGAUGGAAAUAGAUGAAGAAGGAGGGUUUACGUCUAAAGCAAUCGUUCAGAGAGACAAAGUGGAUGAAGAAACCUUAAGCUAUUCUUAUGAGGAUGAAUUUGAUAAUGAUGUGGAUGCUUUGCUGGAAGAAGGCCUUUCUGUUCCUAAGAAAAGGAGAAUUGAUGAGAAAUAUGCAGGGGAGAGUGACCAUCAAUCUGAUGGAGAGACAACUGUGCAGCCAAUGAUGACCAAAAUAAAAACAGUUCUUAAAAGUCGUGGCCGUCCACCUACAGAGCCCUUGCCUGAUGGAUGGAUCAUGACAUUCCAUAACUCUGGCAUUCCUGUAUAUCUGCACCGAGAAUCCAGAGUUGUCACCUGGUCCAGACCUUACUUCUUAGGAACAGGAAGCAUAAGGAAACAUGAUCCCCCGUUGAGUAGCAUUCCAUGUUUGCAUUAUAAGAAAAUGAAGGAAAAUGAGGAAAGGGAACAAAAUAAUGACAUCACCCCAAAUGGGGAAGUAUCGCCUAUAAAACUCAUGGAUAAGUCUUUAGAAUUUGACUGCCAAACAGAGGAGCCGGACUCCACUGCUGCUGAUUCUGGGACUUUAGAUGAGAAAGACCCACCCGGGGGAGAUGCAGCACAAGGAGCCUUAGGUCAAGUUAAGGCCAAGGUUGAGGUGUGCAAAGAUGAAUCAGUAGAUCUUGAAGAUUUUAGACACUAUCUUGAAAAGCGUUUUGAUUUUGAACAAGUAACUGUAAAGAAAUUCAGAACCUGGGCAGAGAGACGACAGUUCAAUCGUGAGAUGAAGAGGAAACAAGCAGAAUCUGAGCGACCCAUUUUACCAGCCAAUCAAAAACUUAUUACUUUGUCUGUGCAAGAUGCACCCACAAAAAAAGAGUUUGUUAUUAAUCCCAAUGGGAAGUCUGAAGUUUGCAUCCUUCAUGAAUAUAUGCAACGAGUCCUAAAGGUUCGACCUGUUUACAAUUUCUUUGAAUGUGAGAACCCAAGUGAGCCUUUUGGAGCCUCGGUUAUUAUUGAUGGAGUGACUUAUGGGGCAGGUACAGCAAGCAGCAAGAAACUUGCAAAGAAUAAAGCUGCCCGAGCUACACUGGAAAUCCUCAUUCCUGAUUUUGUUAAACAGACCUCUGAGGAAAAGCCCAAAGAUAGUGAGGAACUAGAGUAUUUUAACCAUAUCAGUAUUGAGGACUCACGGGUAUACGAACUGACCAGUAAAGCUGGACUAUUGUCUCCAUAUCAAAUCCUUCAUGAGUGCCUUAAAAGAAACCAUGGAAUGGGUGACACAUCCAUCAAGUUUGAAGUGAUUCCUGGUAAAAAUCAGAAGAGUGAAUAUGUCAUGACAUGUGGGAAGCACACCGUGCGUGGCUGGUGCAAAAACAAGAGAGUUGGGAAACAGUUGGCAUCUCAGAAAAUCCUUCAGCUGCUUCAUCCGCAUGUGAAAAACUGGGGGUCCUUAUUGCGCAUGUAUGGGAGAGAGAGCAGUAAGAUGGUUAAGCAGGAGACGUCUGAUAAAAGUGUGAUAGAGCUUCAGCAGUAUGCCAAAAAGAACAAGCCAAAUCUGCACAUCCUGAACAAGUUACAGGAAGAAAUGAAGAAGUUGGCACAAGAAAGGGAGGAAACUCGAAAGAAACCCAAGAUGACAAUUGUCGAAUCUGCUCAACCUGGCAGCGAGCCUCUGUGUACUGUUGAUGUGUGAUCAGAAAGAAUAAUUGGGGAGCAAUAAAACAUGUGAAGAAAGCUAAUCCCCCCCAAUUUAAUUAAUAAUUGGUUUGCUUCAGAAUGCAAAAUAAUGUAACAAUCCAAGCUGCUUCAAAUAUGCAUUGUUCUUUUGCAUAAUCAGGGCAAUAGUACUGAACUUUUGAGGGGUUUUUUUAAAACCUCUGAGAUAUACAUUUAUACAAGACAGCAAAAAUCUGUGUGGGUCAAUGUAUAGAAGUGGGCAGAAAAGCAUGUUCACACAGGAUAAGCUGAAGCAAGCACUCCCCCACCCCUUUUGAAACUAUUAUGCUGUCUUUGAAUGGAUAUGUUUAAGGAUUAAUCACGAAUGUCUAUGUAAAGAGUGGAGUGAAUGUAUAAUAUAGGAAUACAGCUGUACACACUCUCGUAUGAACAUGCUGACAACUGUUUUCUCAAAAAGAGCUUUGUUGCAUUUCAGCACAAAAUAAUAUGCACUGAUAAGACACUUUUGACAACUACAUUAAAGAAAAGUGGAAAGCAAUGUUCCUUAAUGCCAUUAAGAUUAGGCCAGUGCUGCUUGUUUUUGAAUUUUGGCAGGCAUAAUUUUUUUAAUAUCCUGGUACAGUGGUCUUUAGACAGUAAGAAUGGCACCUGCAGUGUUGAGCACCAGUGUGUCUCUGUUUUCAAAAUUGCUGGCUAUAUUUACUUAAAAUGUUUAAGAGAAAAAAAAGAAGAUAGGGAAACAUAGGAAAAACCAUAAUAGUUUACAUAAAAGACAACUGGAAAGGAGUAUAUAGCUUCUAAUUAUUUUUACCAUAAUUAAUUACAGGUGAUUGGGAGAGGAUGACUAAGCACCAGUGCUCUGCAGCCUGUUCUUAUUCUGGUCUAGAGAGAGUCCUCCACAAUUAAUUAGAAUGAACUAUGAGAGUGAGCAGUGAUGGUGCUUGGUAAUUUGCAUUUCCUUCUAUUUUUAAGACCCCACUUGAAAACAGUUUGAAAAUAUGCUGACUUCUAACAAUUAAAAUAGAGAUUUAAUUGCAUCUCCCUUUAUGGUAUAUAUAUUUUUAUUUAAUGCAGCUAGAUCUAAUUGAUACUUCAAUCUCAUGCACCCUAUUACCUUUAAACAAACAUGAAAAACCCUUUCCUUUGUGGAUUGACUAAUGGCAGUCAUGAAAAUCACUGGAAGCAUUCUUCACUGGAAGAGUUUUAACAUUUUCAAAAAAAGUUGUCACUGGCUUUGUUUUAUUAAAUGUUUAGCAUUUGCAGAGUAGUUUCUGCAUGGAAACUAUUAGAAUGUAAAUCGGGGUACAUCAGAGGACUUUAAUAAGAUCUUCUGCAUAAGUUGUAUUGAGUUGAAAUAAAGAAUAUGAAUAUGCAAGUUGUUGUCUUUAUAUAGUUUCUUAAGCUGUCAAUAUCUGCUACAAGAUACUGAAUAGUCAACACAUGGCCCUAAAAAAAACACAGUGUGGUCCAGAAAUACUUCUACACUUAAGAUUUACACUCCAGAAAUACUACAGUUCAGGCCCUUUGCUAAGGUAUCUCCAAGUACUGUGUAUGUUACAGUGGAUAUCUGUUAAGUUAUACUCCUUUUUAGAUGUCUGCUGCAACAGUCACAAGAAAAUAAUGCAGCAGGAGACAAUUAAAUGGAAGUGGUAGUGGUUUGUUCCAAGACCUUUUAGGAGGAAGUAGGCCCAGGGUCCCACCUCACACUUGAGAUGGGUUGUACAGGUUCCAUGAAACGGCAUUCUAGAGUGCCAGAAAUUGAGUUGCCUGACCCAGUUAUAUGUCAAGUUUCAUUGCUUCCCACUCGGAAUGCAAAUUUUCUACAGUUCUUAGUGCCAUACAUUCGUUGCACAACUCAGUUUGACAUUGGGUAUACAUAGAUUUGCCAGGUGGUAACUUAAUUGGGUGGUCUAGUACUAUAUGCUAACUCAUCCGCAGUGUUCCACCAAAGCUACCUUUCUGAUCCUAAUCCAAUUCUCUUGCAAAAUGCUUAAAUGCUCCCUGCGUUGUACAUUACCGCUUGGCACAGCCAUUUUGAUUCACCCAGUUUCUUGCCACCUGUUACCAAGAGCAGGCAGCCUGUGAUGCAUAAAUUGGUAAUACUGAAAACCUCUUGAUGAAAUGUUAUUGGACAUCUGUGUGCCCCAGCUGAUAGGGUUUUGUCUUAAGAACCAGAGGAAGCAGACUACUUGAAAGCUCCCAGCUGGAAGCCUCUUAUUGUAGUAUGUUAUGCUUACCCUUGGUAAUUUUGGCAGUAGUGAGCCCAUGCUAACAUUGAGAUAUAGCCUUUAUUCAAGCUUAAGUGUUUUCAUUCAUGUUUUUAUGCAAAGAAUCCUUGUGUUCUCUACAGAAUGAAUUUAUUUUGGAACUUUAUUCAGCACAUCUGAAAAUGGUCGCAAUUUGUUUAAUGAGUAGGACAUAGUUCUAAAUGCACUGCCUCUGUUCCUGCAGAAAAUCUAGCUUUAGUCUUCAUCUUUGUCCAUCACUGAUGUAGUACUUUAAAAAGUUGUUAAAAGUCAAAUAGGCUUUCUUCUAUGCCUUUUAAAGUAGGUGUUUACAUCUGUGCAUUCCUUGCUUUUUUUAAAAAAGAGCCUACUUCUGACUGCACUUUUUCAACAAAUUUCUGCAUAUAUAUUUUCCAAAAUCAGAAUGUUUUGCAGGGUACCUGCAGCAUAUAUAUCCAUAGAUGCCUCAUUCUUUUAAGUGUUUGCCACGCUGGCCAUCUUGCUUUAGUCUUACCUCAGUCUGCCAAGAUUUGAAUUCUGCAAAAGGUGACCACUGCCCUUAAACAUCCAGAUGUGUCAUUGUGAACCAAAGGCUAGUACAAAUUAUGCAUUUUUCUUUAAAAAAAGUAUUUGAUGUGCUGUAGCCUCUUCGGCAAAAUGUUCAGGCAAAGCGCAAUAACUGCUGGAACAAACAAUGUAACUACUGUUGUCACUGUGAAGUAUUGUAUUUCUGAUGUUUACUAUUUUGUUUGAAGUGUAACAGUCUUGCAUUUGCACAUGAGCAUAAGCUGCUAUGAUAAGAGGGUAAAUCAUUACAUUAAUUUCAGCUUCUGCAUGAGUACUUAUGCAGCGUGAUUUGACACCCAAAAUUGUUUUGUAACUUGUGUGUUGAUUUUUUUCUAGUUAGUCAACUGUAAUGGUUUCAGUCCUAACAAUGCCUAAAGCAAAAACUGUUUCAAGCCCUCUUUUUCUCUCAGUAAAUCAAUAUCAUUGUGGAUGGUCUUCACUAAUAGCUGUUCCAUCCUCUAGGGAUAGCUUUUGCUUUCCAUAUUACAUAUUAAUAUGUGCUUCUUCACAGAUGUGAUUAUUAUUUUUUGAAAGCUAAAAAUUGGUUCUUAUUUGAAUGUUUGAUACUGAGUGGAAAUUUACUAACAUAAGUGGGGGGAAAAUACUACCCAUUUAAAACCUCCAAUUAAGCUUUAUUAACUGUUUCAGCACUUGGCUUUCCAGCUGCUGGAAACAAGUAUCUAUCUAUGCUGUUCUAAUGGUUGUCACACUUAACAAAAGUAUCCUUUCUAGCCCUAGUCUGUAAUUCUUUGGUUCUGGUCAGAAAAUGGAAAUAGCUGUUGUAGAAAUGAUUCCAAAUUAAGUCAGCCAUUUGGAACAACUUGCAGUGAUCAAUUACAAUAUUGUAUUUUAAAAGUUAAUGUGACCAACUCAAUGUUAUUGGGUGCUGUAUGGAUUGUAUGUUGAGUGCAGUUUUCUCAAUGCCGGUGGUCAGUUGGUACAACUAUGAAGCCUCUAUUGUUGAGCCUGUGUGUUAGGUCUUUUAAGUACUUGUUUCCCCCACAAACAUUAGUUUUGAGCAAUAAAGUUUGAUAUUGCAUAAGA
Molecule: messenger RNA, 6704 nt
Organism: Podarcis muralis (Common wall lizard)
Lineage: Eukaryota; Metazoa; Chordata; Lepidosauria; Squamata; Lacertidae
Gene: DGCR8
Product: DGCR8 microprocessor complex subunit
Biological process (GO): primary miRNA processing
Cellular component (GO): microprocessor complex
Molecular function (GO): identical protein binding; heme binding; primary miRNA binding
Source: RefSeq, a predicted model, not a curated record